ACCAAACAAACAUGGCGGCCCGUGUAGCUGUAGUUUGGGUUGAAAUGUUUUUAUUGUAUACUGCCUUCGCCUCGAACGAAAACACCACCGCUUAUAACGUGGAUUUCACAACAGUUCUCUACGGUGAUUUAGCACACAACGAGACAUUCGAUAAUUCUACACCUAACGCCAAAGACUUGGAAUCUUAUACCAUUCUUAACACCGUUAGUGAACCACUAGUUAGCGCAUCUGUAGGUCCUAGUUCUGAUCCAGUGACUGAACGACUGAGCGAUCCACUGACCGGUCGUCUACCAACCCCCGUCACUCAUGGUGUUGAUGGGUUUUCUUUCCCUGCUCCUGCUCUUCCGGUGGACACAAACUUUGACUUGCUCUUCAAACAGUUUAAAGGGUUUACUUUUAGCUGGCAGGAGAAAAGCACUCAGAUGUCCACUGCUGUGCCACACACAUUUUAUCAGUAUGGAGAUGUAAUUGUGACUGCAAAAGAAAAUGGACAAGGAGGCAUACUUUGGCUCCCAGCUUCCGGCGUUACCGUUGACUGUGUUGACCACAGUCCCACAGCAUUUCUCCUGGACAUGAGAAGUCGUUGUUCUCGGCGUGUGGAUCUCCAGAAAAACUGCACCUCUCUAUCAGCCCUUAAAGCAGACACAUAUACUAAGAUCAGCCUCUUUGCUCACAAGAAUGAAGAUGCCCAAGUGGUACCCGUGCAGACGACUUCAGUUGUCCUGCAAUCUUUAGAUGGGACUCAACAUGAAUUAAACCUCAAUGAAGUGGGAGCGGUCAAUCCAUACCUCAUGACACCCAACGUGUGUGCAAAUGUCGUCCUCAAGGUUGCGUAUGAGUUGAAGUACACGGGUUCAGGUCACAUAGUGAAUGCUGCUGUGCGUCUGCUGCUUGGGCAUCUUCAUGCAAAACCACUGGCUCUGGAGCAGGAUUUUGCUAUCGCAUUUCUACAGGAGAAGAAUGAGAGUGUGCCGGUGCAGAACAGUGGACAUCCAGGUUAUGUGGUGGGACGUCCGCUUUUGUCUGCCCGAGCAACUUCUGAAGGAAUUGUGAGACACCUUGGAGACACGCUGUCUAUUCACCAGAGUUCCGCAAACCACGAUUGUAUGAGCGGUCCACAGCAGCGCUCUCCCGUCCUGUUUGGCGUGGCAUUAACUUCUGGCUGCACAUUGAGACUGAAGGAUGUAACCAACUGCUCCCUUGUUUCCCAAAUCAUCCUUGAUGUCCUGCAAGGGCAGAACUAUUCCCAUUUUGUUGCUGCGUUCGGAAACUCUCCAUUGGACAAUUCCCUCGACUGGGUGCCCAUCCAGCACACCAAUCAUCCCACGGAUUCACAGGCUUGCAGUAUCCCGUUGUCAUUUGACUUACAGAUCGAGUGGACUAAAUAUGGACGCUUGUGGAAUCCCCAAGCUCAAAUUGUGAGCGUCAAACAAGUUAUCCAAACUAAUACCAGCAGUCUGGUUCUGCCGAGCACAGGCGCAAACGCUGUGUUCAUUAGGAGCUCGGUGACCUUCACAGAAGUUUCUGCUGCUGCUCUUCCUGGUUACAGAGCCAUGCCCACCAUCAACGCCAAGCUGCCCGUCGACUUCUUCUUCCCUUUUGUGUGACUCACUAACCAUCUUUGUAAGUUUAUUUCACCUUUUUAAACCCGAGGGACCCCAGCACGGGGGCGGGGGGCAGGCACACCCUCGUGGCAUUCGGUCCAUGUUGCCAUGGCAACGGUGUGUGCGUGUGCUAUACAAGGUCAACCAAUGUAAUUUUAUAAAAAGUGAAGGCAACUCAAAGCACAAGCACUUGAAUGUGGAAAACAAGCAAGCAGCCAGCGACAAGACAAAGCUAAGAUGUGGAUGCUUUCAGAUAGUUUAGCAUACAUUGACCUACAUUGGACUGCUUUUAGCCUGAAUGUGCAAAAUGUAGCAAAGUGCUUCCCCCAUCCUUUCGUGGAAAAGGUUUGUACACCCCCUGAGUUACGAGUUAACAAAAUGGUACGUAGUAUUGUUUGUUUACAUAACUAAUAACACCAUAAAGCAAGUACAGGAAAAUAAUUGGACAACUGAAAAUAGGAAUUUUAAAGAGACGAUUGAGAAAUACUGCUUGAUAGAACAAAAUAGUAGAGAAAGCUGAAGGACAUGAAUCGCAUGUGAGAAGAAUGGCAGUCAGAAGUCGAUUGCGUGGCGCUUGAGGAGGGCUUGAAGCUUCUGGUUGUCUUGUUGCUAGGACACAUGGAAACAGGAAAAGUAGUUAGGAGGAAGCCUGAUAUCAGGCAUCAGGGCAUGUCUGGAGAACAAAAUCAUAAAUUACUUCUGCACACCACUUCAAGUCUUGAAUAGAGCAGGCAUGUUUUUAUUUCUACAUUUAAAAAAGAUUUAUGUGCAUAACUACUGGAUCUGACAUUUAUAAAUCUCAAGCAAUGGGAAGACUGCUGAGUUCAGACCCAUCUUAAGCUACGUAUGUCCUGUACUCCCAACCAUCAUGUGACACACAAAAAUAAAUACAACUGUUAUGGACCAUUUCACAGACUAAUAUAAUAUAAAACCAAAUCGGAAAACACUGACCUUUGUGCUGACAGUGCAUAGUACAAGACUAUGGAAAUGAAAGAACAAGUGAGCACCUCAGCGAACACGAGUGUGCUUCUCCAUUUUUUUACUUUGCCAUCUUCGUCACAGUAAGUCUGGACAUGUAAUAUACAGUAAAGGUGUUUAGAUACUGUACAGUAUAUAAGUCAGUAAGUACAUUCAUUGAUUUAAAUCUAAUCAUCACCCUGUUCACUCUUACUGUUGCACUUGCACCUUCCUAAAAAGAACCAGUGGUGUCCAAACUCAGCUCCUUGUGAGUUAGAGACUAUAACGUCUCAGAUGAGGACAUUGUUUAAAGACCUGCAGCAGGUCCAGAGCAAGCUGGAUGAAGCGGAAGGCAUGAAGAAGAUGACUUUUCUUCGUAGGGUGGCUGGACUCACCCUCAAGGCUCUGGAUGUUGAGGGAUGCUCUUGGCUGACACGUCUCUUCAACAUUGUAUGGAAGUCGGGAACAGUACCUCUGGAUUGGCAGACCGGGGUGGUGGGCCCCCUUUUCAAGAAGGGUGACCGGAGGGUGUGUUCCAACUAUAGAGGGAUCACACUCCUCAGCCUCCCUGGGAAAGUCUAUUCCAGGGUGCUGGACUAAAGGGUACGACCGUUAGAGUCGAAUCUCGGCUACAGGAGGUGCAAUGUGGUUUUCGUCCCGGUCGCGGAACACUGGACCAGCUCUACACCCUUGCAGGGGCGUGGGAGGGUACAUGGGAGUUUGCCUAACCGGCUCUACAUGUGCUUUGUGGAUUUGGAAAAGGCAUUUGACCGUGCUCCGGGAGUACAGGAUUGGUGGCGUGCUACCACGUGCCAUUCGGUCCUUGUCCAAACGGAGCAGGAGCCUGGUUUGCGUUGCCAGCAGUAAGUCAAGCCUGUUUCCGGUGAACGUUGGCCUCCGCCAAGGCUGCCCUUUGUCACCGAUUCUGUUCAUAAUUUUAAUGGACAGAAUUUCUAGGCGCAGCCAAGGUGUCGGGAGUCCAGUACGGCAGCCUCAGGAUCUCGUCUCUGCUAUUUGCAGAGGAUGUGAUCCUGAUGGUCUCAUCGGGCUGCGACCUUCAGCGUUUACUAGGACAGUUUGCAUGCGAGUGUGAAGCUUCUGGGAUAAGACUCAGCACCUCCAAAUCCAAGGCCAGGGUUCUCAGUCGGAAAAGGGUGGCAAAUUAAAGAAUUUAAUUUGAGGUGUGUGUUUAAACAGAAGACCUAUACUUACCGCGCAUUCAUAAAAUCACCCGCUUCAGUGCCACAAUCCAAAGGGGCUGAGAUGAGCGCUAGGACGAGCUUCAGCUCCAACAGACUUAUUGGCUCAUAAUGACUAAAAAAUCGUCCAAAGUGUGGAAGUAUUUUGAAAAGGUUAAAGACGAGCCCAAGAUAGUAUAGUGACACUUGUGUCAGCAGCUUCUUGCAUAUCACGUGACAACAACCAACACGGCGUAUCAUUUAAAACGGUUAAGGCUGUUAAGACAACUUCAUUUUAUUUCCCAACUGUGGAUUUUAAGGCAAGAAAUUAGGUUGCUAACUGAGUUUUGGUGAGUUGUUGUUUUUCAAACUAUGUUGUUCCUAUUUUAUGUGCACUUUUCUGAUGUAUGAUAUGCAUACUUACCAAAACCAACUGUUUUGGUUUUGUUCAUCUGGCCUUUUGUGUCCCUAAAUAAAUAAAGGUGCUGUUGUUCCACACCUAACAUGUUUAUUUAUCUUUUUUCAGAGAGGUGGAAAGACUCAAAUGAGAUUUAUUUGUAAACUAAACAAUAAUUACAGUAAAAAAAAGGGCUGUCAACUGAACAUUUUAAUCAAAUUAAUCAGUUUUAAAAUUAAUCAUGAUUAAUCACUAGGGAUGUCUCGAGAACUGAGUGUCUCGAGACAAUACACGAGAUUGGGUCAACGAGAUGAAUAUUUGACAAUAUCCAUCCAUUUUCUAUGCCGCUUCUCCUCAUUAGGGUCAUGGGGGCAUGCUGGAGCCUAUCCCAGCUGACUUCAGGCGACAGGCGGGGUACACCCUGGACUGGUCGCCAGCCAAUGGCAGGG
This is a messenger RNA of Dunckerocampus dactyliophorus (ringed pipefish), 4585 nucleotides long. RefSeq names its product tectonic family member 1 (gene tctn1). The transcript is spliced from 12 exons. The record is from RefSeq and is a predicted model, not a curated record. The coding region runs from base 12 to 1607 and encodes 531 amino acids. Lineage: Eukaryota; Metazoa; Chordata; Actinopteri; Syngnathiformes; Syngnathidae. Gene Ontology annotation, cellular component: MKS complex. Gene Ontology annotation, biological process: cilium assembly; protein localization to ciliary transition zone.